Myripristis murdjan (pinecone soldierfish) is the source of this 1294-nucleotide messenger RNA. Its product is annotated as alcohol dehydrogenase class-3 chain L. The coding region runs from base 87 to 1217 and encodes 376 amino acids. NCBI's taxonomy places the organism in Eukaryota, Metazoa, Chordata, Actinopteri, Holocentriformes, Holocentridae. The transcript has 9 exons. The record is from RefSeq and is a predicted model, not a curated record. Gene Ontology annotation, molecular function: zinc ion binding; alcohol dehydrogenase (NAD+) activity; S-(hydroxymethyl)glutathione dehydrogenase [NAD(P)+] activity. Gene Ontology annotation, cellular component: cytosol. Gene Ontology annotation, biological process: formaldehyde catabolic process.
CCCAGGCAGACCCCUCCUAUGUGUUAAUAACCUCUGAUAAGGACUCCAUUGUGACCUAACCGUCCUGGAUCUGGUUGAGAAACAACAUGGCAACAGCUGGGAAGGUCAUUCGAUGCAGAGCUGCAGUGGCAUGGGAGGCUGGGAAACCCCUCAUCAUAGAGGAAGUGGAGGUGGCACCACCCAAAGCUGGGGAGGUGCGCAUCAAGAUUGUGGCCACAGGGAUCUGCCACACUGACUCCUACACAUUGAGUGGUUCAGACCCUGAGGGAGUUUUCCCAGUAGUGCUGGGCCAUGAAGGAGCUGGCAUCGUGGAAAGUGUUGGAGAGGGAGUCACCAAGUUCCGAACAGGAGACACAGUCAUACCCUUGUAUGUCCCGCAGUGCGGAGAGUGCAAGUUCUGCAAGAAUCCAAAAACCAACUUGUGCCAAAAGAUAAGGCUAACCCAGGGCAAAGGCUUGAUGCCAGAUGGGACAACCCGUUUCUCCUGCAAGGGCAAAAACCUUUUCCACUUCAUGGGUUGUAGCACUUUCUCUGAGUACACCGUGGUUGCUGACAUCUCUCUGGCCAAGGUGGACCCAAAGGCUCAUCUAGACAAGGUUUGUCUGCUGGGCUGUGGCAUCACCACCGGCUACGGAGCAGCUCUCAACACUGCCAAGGUGGAGGCAGGGUCGACCUGUGCAGUAUUUGGUCUCGGAGCAUUGGGCCUCGCAGCGAUCAUGGGCUGUAAGGCGGCCGGGGCAACCAGGAUAAUUGGAAUUGAUAUCAACCCUGACAAGUUUAAAACCGCUCAAGAGUUUGGAGCCACAGACAUGGUGAACCCAAAGGACCACAGCAAGCCAAUCCAAGAGGUUCUGGUUGAGAUGACAGAUGGCGGGGUGGACUAUUCCUUUGAGUGCGUGGGCAAUGUGGGGAUCAUGAGGGCGGCUCUGGAGGCCUGUCAUAAGGGAUGGGGGACCAGCGUCAUCAUCGGUGUGGCGGCAGCGGGACAAGAGAUCUCCACCCGUCCCUUCCAGCUAGUGACAGGACGCACAUGGAAAGGCACUGCGUUUGGAGGAUACAAAAGUGUGGAGAGUGUUCCCAAACUGGUGGAGGAGUACAUGAACAAGAAGCUGAAGGUGGAUGAAUUUGUUACACACACUCUACCCUUUGAGAAGGUCAUUGAUGGUUUUGAUCUCAUGCACGCUGGGAAAUGCAUUCGCGUCGUCCUCAAGUUCUAGAGAGCAGAGCCUGGAAGCAUGCAGAAAACCAUGAUGUCACUUUUUAUGCAAGUUCAAUAAAUAAUCUUUCAGUUUGC